Molecule: messenger RNA, 3588 nt
Organism: Xyrichtys novacula (pearly razorfish)
Lineage: Eukaryota; Metazoa; Chordata; Actinopteri; Labriformes; Labridae
Source: the annotation of a GenBank genome assembly
GCACGUGAAUGCAGCGUUCGUCUGCAGGCCCAGAGUUCGUUGUUAACAUUUGUGUUCAGCCAAACUGAGAGGCUGCAACAACAGAGGGGCAUGGAGAAACAACAGCAAAUGAAAGACGAUGUGAAGCUGUGCAUAGACUCACAAAAAGAUGAAUUGUACAGUCUGAGCCGGGACAUUUGGAGCCGACCCGAACUGGCCGGAGAAGAGACGCAGGCGCACGACCGGCUGGUUCGGUUCUUUUCCCAGGCCCACACAUGGACUGUAGAAAGUCAUUACAAACUACAGACAGCUUUCCGUGCCAGCUGGGGUCCGGUGGGGGGCAGAGAGGGUGAACAAGCGCUUAAUGUGGGUUUCUUGUGCGAGUACGACGCGUUGCCGGAUAUCGGGCACGCAUGUGGGCACAACCUGAUUGCAGAGGUGGGAGCUGCCGCCGCCCUGGGGCUGAAAGCUGCUCUGCAAAACCAGACUGAGCUCCCUGUGCCGGUCAAGGUAACCAGAAACUGGCAAGUUUUGACCAGUGAACAACAAGAAGUAGCAAAAUCUCCACUUAUUUGAAUGAAAAUUAAACUGUACGGCCAUCUGAUGACUCAAAAUGUCUAAACAAAGGGAAAAACUCCCUUUUUAUUGAAGAUUUCCCAUUUCCCAAGAUUUUUUUUCACCUCCAAAACAAAACUUUGGUGGUGCAUGACAAAUCAGUUAAAAAAAGAAAUCAGUUUACUUGUUUUCACCCACACCAAUCCUGCUAACAUGAAUACAGUAAUCACCCUUCAGAGGAAUUCACAAUUUGAUUAUUGAAUGUCAGACUGUAAAGAAAUGUGCUGAAGUCCAUUAUUUUUGUAGUUCAAAUGUCAUUUUCAUGAAAUAAAUCAAAGGAAAUAUGGAUUUUUUUUUUUGCCAUAAACAAUCACAAACAAAGACAGUUAUAGGGGAGAGUGGGGUAAGAUGAGCCAUUUUUCAUAUUUUAGAUCACUACAUCAAGGCAAUCAUAUUUUUUUUUCUAACGAGUGUAUCUGCAUAUAUUUCAAGAUGUUGUGCAUUCCCGCAAACCAACAGAAUGAGUGUAAACGUAACUGCCUUGAUAAUAUAGCAUGCCAAAAAAGAGGUCUAGGAGUGGGUAAGUUAAGCCGUAUCCCUACUACCAACUUACCCUUUGUCUCAACUUACCCCACUGUCCCCUAUAUAUACUUUGAUAAAUCUAUUAAGAAAGUUUUCUCUUAUGGUGUUAAGUUAAAUGUUAAUACAUAAAAGAAAAUUACUCUAAUAUCUUUGAGGGCUGCUGACAGUAAGAGGCUCUCAGAAUCAUCCUGACUUGUCUCUGCAAACGGCAGGACCGCUCACAUGAGCCGAUAAUUGUGAAAUAAUAGAUUCUUAAUUUAUUAUCAGGUAACGGUCCUGGGAACUCCUGCAGAGGAGGAUAUCGGGGGAAAGAUCGACCUGAUGAAGGCAGGGGCCUUCGCUGACAUUGACCUCGUCUUCAUGGCUCACCCAGCUCAGCAGGAUGCUUCUUUCCUGCCCACCAUUGCACUUGAUGAGCAAGUUCCUGUUUACCUCACAGAAUGUAUAGAUUUACUCCUACUUAAUGUAAAUAACCUUUAACCUGCUGUGUUUAUGUUAUGCAGGGUGACAGUGAAGUACCAUGGCAAGGCGUCACAUGCUUCUGCGUACCCCUGGGAAGGAGUGAAUGCGCUGGAUGCCGCUGUGCUGGCAUACAACAACAUUUCUGUUCUAAGACAGCAGCUCAAACCAGAAUGGAGGCUUCAUGGUGAGCAGUGUGUGUUUCGAUUCAACUCUUUUGUCAACCACACACUUAUUUACCGAGGCUUGAGUGUUUUAGAGUCGACAGGUAAAGCAGAUAUUUUAUGUCUCUCAUGGAAAUCUCCACAGGCAUCAUCAAACAUGGAGGAGUGAAGCCCAACAUCAUCCCUGAUUUCUCAGAGUUACAGUUUUAUCUGCGCACCCCGCUGGUGAAGGAUCUUUGUAUCCUGAAGGAAAAAGCAGAGGCUUGCCUCAGGGCAGCUGCAGUGGCCACAGGCUGUAAAGUAAGCAACCUUGAAAAUGUUGUAUCUGAUUUGAGUCUGUUGACUGGACACACAUUGUAUCCCUAACAUGAAGAUUAAAAAACCAGCAGAGAUGUUGCAACAAGCAGUGAGGCUGGCUGUUAUAUAACGUUGCCCUUUUUAAAAUAUUCCUGUAAAUAUGCUCUUCGUGCAACAGUUACAUCAUUCACAGUUAUCUUCAGGCUACUUUCCUCCUACAUCUGCACUUGCCUUAGGGAGCUUUUGCUCACGUUACAGCAUAUGCACGUAGUCCCGCAAACAGUUAAUACUUUAUGGUGCUUUCUUUCUGUGUUCUAAUUUCACUCUCACACCCACGUAUUACUCUUUAGGUUGAGAUAACCUACCCGUGUCACGAAUACUAUAAUAUUCUUCAUAAUGCCACACUCGCAAACCUGUAUGAAAAUAAUGGAAGAAGUUUGGGGAUCGAGUUUCCAGAGACGCCGUCGAAGUUCGCUGGUUGGUGAAAAGGAUUAUUUUUAAAGUAGACAUUUCUAUCUUAUUCGACAGUGUUCACUUAUCACAAGAGUAACACCAGAACUGUGAUCUUGAGCAUCUUUUGCAUUGUUCAUUCAACUAACACACCUGUGAUCACAGUGAUUUUGUAAUUAACUGGCAGGUUCUACCGACUUUGGCAACGUAUCAUUCAUUGUUCCCGGGAUCCAUCCUUUCUUUUACAUCUGCACUGAGGCGCUAAACCACACCAAGGAAUACACAGAAGCAGCAGGUAUCGCAGCACGUGUCUGUUUGGAACAAAAUGAAAGUGCCCUACGAUCAGACAAAAGCAGCUGUUAGGUCUUUUCAGGUGACUUGUUUUUGCCUGUUCAUUUCCUUUGUACCCAAUGAUAUAUUUCCUGCUUUUCCUUCCUGUGUCAGGAAGCGAAAGGGCCCAGUUGUUCACCCUGAGGACAGCGAAAGCUCUGGCUAUGACAGCUGUAGAUGUGGUUUGCUGUCCCGAUCUGCUGAAGCAAGUGAGAGAGGACUUCAGGCUGGCCAAGCUGAAAGAGGAGAUGUGACGAGAGGCAGCAAAACAGCCUUGACAGCUCCAGAAUUCAAUGACUUUGAAUUCUUGUAAGUGUUUUAUCUGCUCAUUCAGUAACUCCCUGAGAGACAACAGUCACAAAGCAGCAAUACUGAUUAAUAUGAACUGUUUUUGAAGAUGAAAUAAAUGAAUUCUCUGAAGUAGAUUCAAUAACGGACUCUCUCUGUACCUCUGCACUCCAUCGGAUCCUGUUCAGGUUGUGAAAUGCCCAUCUAUGAAUAACAAUUUAGUAAUGGUCAUUGAAUUAAUAAACACAUUUUAAAAAACACAAAUCUAUUAAAAUUUUAAAUGUUAGCUUAACAUUUUUAUUGAGGAUUAAUGUAAUCUAAGUGACGAAUCUAAAUGAUGUGACCAGAGAGGGUUGUAGUCAUGGUAGCAUAAUUAGCUUAAACUGUGACAAAGUUGGUCAGUCGGUUUCUCAGUCUAGCAAAUAACAUUAAUAAUGUAAAUAAAUUCUGAAACAAUAAAUCGCUAUUGGAGGAUGAAAUGUCA